CCUGUUUACUAUUUAUUUUUCUCCAAGCAAUAGAAAGCAAAGAAAGUUAUGACGAGUCUUACAAAACCUAAAAACAGAGCUAAUCUUUCUUUCGUGCUUGAAGCGGUAAUAAAUUAAUAAAAUAUACAUAAUCAAUGCUCGUGUGUCACAAGCUUGAUUACGCUUUUAGGUAGGCAAGUCCCAAGCAGUAAGAACAAGAAGAAGCCCCAUUAUCGUAUUAUUCAAUAAGAAAAUAUAAAUAUAUCGACGUAAAUGUUAAAAACCGUGCACUGGUCAUGUAUGGCGUCAAUUAGGUUUCAUUUUCCAGUUUUUUAGUUGUGAGGUUGCAGAGGAGGUGUGAGGAACGUUCCCUCGAAAUUGUUGAAAAUUACUCACGCUUUGCUUUAGCAUUGAUUAUUUAGAGCUGCAUUUAUAAAAGAAAACAGCAGCAAAUUGAAAAUAAAGGAUUUUACGCAAAAAAUUGUUUACGUACACACAGCUGUGAAAUUUGCGAAAGGAGAGGAACGUCGGGAUUGACGGGAAAAGUAUCCCGUAAGAUGUAGAUGGACUUCUUAUGUUAUCCGAAAAUGUAUUUCUGCUAAAUUUUUGCAUGACAAAAGGGGCUUUUGUAUACGUUUUCAAAAAAAUUGGUGCGAGUGAUAGCAUAAGAAGAACCGGAAUGCCUCCGCUGAUCUGUUUAGCCCUUACUUUGGAGCUGUUGGGGUCUGGACGGUUUGAGCACACAUUUCUGUUCUUGUAUCAGAAAUGAUAUAAGAAACCAAAAAAAAAAAAAAAAAAAUACGUAGAAUUGAUUCGAUGGGGUAUUAAAGCCAACACAAAAGAGUGGUUGCAUAGGAAAUUUAAUAUUUUUGAUGAUAGGUAAAAUCUCUUCCAAGCUUUUCUUGUUCUUUUAACAUGUUCUUAUACAAGAAACUAAGGUUGGAAUAUUCACGAUAUUUAUUGAAGUGGUUGGAUGUGUAGACCGAAACCACAUUUGUAUUCCUAAAUCCGCACAAAAUUAAGAACGUUUCAUAAACGGAAAAGGCAAGCAAAGGCUGAAUGGAUGGGUGAUGAAUGAAUCGACAUAGGCAUGUUUUACUCUAUAUACAUGUAAAUAUUUUGUUCGUAAGGUUUGUGACUACGUCGUAAAAAUUAUAGCAGUGAACUUUUAAUUUCCUAGAUCAAGGAAAUCGUAUUCGACGUCUUCCUAGAGCCUUGCCAAUUGAGGCGGAAGAGUGAGGAAAUCCUCCGCGUUUUCAAACUGGAUUUUGUUGAAAUAAAAACUGAUUAAUUGACAAAAAACCCGAAAAUAUUAUCUACUCACUACUAAUCAAAGUUGCCUGCACUUUGUUACUCACAACACAUUAGAAUUUCAGAUAACUCCAUGCCGCAUUUUAUAUUAUCUUAGACAAGUCUGUGGCUCAUUUGACAUAACUACUAAAACAUUGCAAUUAUUGAAAGAUAUCAUAAGCAAUGGCAAAUGGGAACAUGCUGAAGAACUGAUGAAAAUCCUACGUAUUUAUGGUCAUAUAAUGAAAGAUGCUUUGCCUCAAGAGACAGUAGUCGCAAACUUAGUGCGACGUAUUCUAAAAAUCAUUAGAGAAGAGUUUGAUCUAUUGGAAGUUAAAGUGCACCAUUUGAUCGAUGACUCCCAGGCUACAUUAUCUUUACACAAAUUAGUUACUCAGACAAGCGAGUGUGAUGUGUUGAUUGAUUACACCAAACCGCGAUCCGGCUUAAAAGAGGCCAUCCUCGAUCAUUUGCAAGAGAUCGAAAAUGAAUUGGAAAUCAGUUGGGAAAGCAUAUGUGCUCAGGCAGAACAGCACGUACACUCGACUGAAGUUAUAUUAACUCUAGGUCAUUCCAAAAAUGCGGAACAUUUUUUAAAAAAAGCCAUCGAAAAACGUCAGUCACUAACCAUUAUUAUAGCAGAAUGUGCACCGACUUGCAGAGGCCAUAAUUUAGCCGCUAGUUUAGCUAGUAAAAAUGCAGAGAUUAUUGUUAUACCCGAUUCCGCCAUAUUUGCUAUGAUGUCUCGUGUCAACAAAGUAAUCAUAGGUACCCAUAGUGUUUUAGCUAACGGCGGUUUGAGAGCUGCCUGUGGUGCGUACACUGUGGGUUUGGCAGCUAAACAUUAUUCGGUACCAGUAAUUGUGUUGGCCCCUAUGUAUAAACUGGCCCCCAUACAUCUUUGUUCUUACGAGCAAGAUGCCUUUAAUUCCUUGGGUAAUGCUGAAGGAAUUUUACCGUAUGAUUGUUUAGCAGCCAGAAGUGCCAAAAUUUAUAGUCCUAUGUUUGAUUAUGUACCGCCCGAAUUGGUGACUUUAUUUAUAUCGAAUACCGGCGGCCACGCUCCUUCCUAUGUGUAUCGUUUAUUAACUGAAUUGUAUCAUCCAGACGAUUAUGAAAUAUGAUUUUUAUAUAGCAUUUCAAUUUAAUAAAACUCUUGUUCUCAUU
This is a messenger RNA of Glossina fuscipes, 2436 nucleotides long. It is a transcript of the gene eIF2Bbeta, whose product is annotated as translation initiation factor eIF-2B subunit beta. Gene Ontology annotation, molecular function: guanyl-nucleotide exchange factor activity; translation initiation factor activity. Gene Ontology annotation, cellular component: eukaryotic translation initiation factor 2B complex. The record is from RefSeq and is a predicted model, not a curated record. Bases 1482 to 2393 code for a protein of 303 amino acids. Lineage: Eukaryota; Metazoa; Arthropoda; Insecta; Diptera; Glossinidae. The transcript is spliced from 9 exons. Gene Ontology annotation, biological process: translational initiation.